This is a messenger RNA of Larimichthys crocea (large yellow croaker), 2020 nucleotides long. It is a transcript of the gene spdl1, whose product is annotated as spindle apparatus coiled-coil protein 1. Bases 130 to 1878 code for a protein of 582 amino acids. Lineage: Eukaryota; Metazoa; Chordata; Actinopteri; Sciaenidae. The record is from RefSeq and is a predicted model, not a curated record. Gene Ontology annotation, molecular function: kinetochore binding. Gene Ontology annotation, biological process: protein localization to kinetochore; mitotic metaphase chromosome alignment; mitotic spindle assembly checkpoint signaling. The transcript has 14 exons. Gene Ontology annotation, cellular component: spindle pole; outer kinetochore.
AAGCGCUGCCUGACCAAUCAGGGACAACUCUCGUUGAGAUGAGACGUUGUGUCGCGAUAGUUCGCGGGAGUUGGUUUGAACUGUGGCGGUUUGCUGUGACAGACUUCUGAUAACUGCUAACAACUAAAGAUGGCAGCAGAGGAGGAGAUCCAGCGGCUGAAGAGCCAGCUGAGGGAGCGAGAGGAGCAGGUCCACCAGGCGGCCCAGGCCGGCCUGGAUCUGCUCAACCAGCAGAUGGACCUGCAGAACAGGCUGGAUGAACAGAGAGUGGAGAUGACCAACGCUCUUGAGGUCCUCGAGCAGGACAAGUACUCCCUGCAGAAGGAGGUGGCGUUAAAGACUCGGAUGCUCGAGUCGCUGCAGUCGGACUAUGACUGUGUGAAGAACCAGCAGAGACAGCAGCUUCAGGAACAACAAGAACAUCUGGAGAGGAGCCACAGCACAGCUGUCAGUGAGCUCAAUAACAAGAUGCUGAGGCUGCAGUCGGCUCUGGAGGAGUCUCAGCUGAAUGAGAAGCAGCUCAAACACAAACUGGAGGUGCAGACAGAGACUCUGAACAACAAGAUGGAGGAGCUGCAAGCUCUGAACGAACACACCCAGAGCUCCAUGACGUCUGAGAUGAUGGAGGUGCAGAUGAAGAUCAUGGAACUGGAGAACGUGAAGGUGGAGUUGGAGCAGGCGCUGCAGGACUCUCAGUACAGAGAGCAGCAGCUGGAGCUGACCAAUAGUAGCCUGCAGCGCCAUCUGGAGCGAAUCACAGAGGAGAAGGAGGAGAGAGAGAAGGAGGCAGUUUCCUGGUUUAAUGCUCUCGAGAAAUCUCGUGAGGCGAACCGGGAUCUCCAGAUCCAGCUGGCCCAGGUUCUGCAGGAGGCCCAGGAUCCCAACAGCAGAGGGAACUCUCUGUUUGCUGAGCUGGAGGAUAAGCGCGCUGAGAUGGAGAGACAGCUCAUCAGUAUGAAGGUCCAGUAUCAGUCUCUGCAGAAACAACACGCCUUCAGCAAGCAGCAGCUGCAGCGCAUGAAGUUCCAGAUCGCCACUCUGAUGCAGCUCCAGAGUUCCAGGGCUGAUCCUGCUCAGCUGGAGAGGCUGCAGUCCAUGCUGUCCGAGAAGAACGGAGAGAUCCAAAGUCUCAUGACCAAACUGCAGAGACUGGAGAAGGUGGAGAUGAUGCUGAAGUCUCAGCCAGCUAACCCCGCUCCAGCAGAGAGCUGUGACCGCCAAGAUGAAACAUACUACACUGACCUGCUCCAAAUGAAGCUGAACAACACAGUUAAGGAUGCAGAGCGUCUGGGCGAUGAGCUCUCCCUGCAGAGGAUGAAGUCGUUGUCAGAGAGUCAGAGAGCUCUGGAGCUGGAGAGGAAACUCUUCUCAUCUGAACGGCUACUCAAACAGGCUCAGAGUGACAAGAUCAAACUGCAGCUACGAGUGGAGGAGCUCCAGCACAAAUAUGAACCAAAAGAUGCAAAAAAGAAUCCGAUCCAGAAGAGAAAGAAGGAGAAGCUUCCUGUCGACAUCACACCCUCUGAGGAGACGACCAUCGACAAGGGCCAGCAUGUUGUUGCCGUGGAGAUGGACGUAACAAAUACUAAGACUGAAGACCCCGCAGCACACACCUCUCCUACAGCUGAAGCAGUGAACGCCACUCAAGGCGUGUGCAGCGGAGGUUCAGAGCCUGAGCCACGGCCGGCCAAGUGUGUGAAGAUCAGUGCAGAUGAGCCUGUAGUGAUCCCCAGCCCCAGCUCUCCUGUGACCGAGUGUAAAGGGAUGGAGGAGAACCUGCAGCAGAACAAGAGAGAGGACAGGAGAAAGAAACUAACAGUGGAGGUGAUCCACGUCAACUCCAGCACCAGCAUGGAGAACCAGUGUGCUCAGCAGUAGACUGCUGUGUGCUGGAUGUGUGUAUAAAGUGUGUGUGCGCCUGAUCUGUACCCUUUUCAUUCAAAUAUGUUUUAGUCUUUACCUUUACCUGUGUUUCCUCUGUGCUGUCAAUAUAUUUCAGUGUUAAAGUAAUAAAAACAUU